Sesamum indicum (sesame) is the source of this 1470-nucleotide messenger RNA. Its product is annotated as transcription factor bHLH18. NCBI's taxonomy places the organism in Eukaryota, Viridiplantae, Streptophyta, Magnoliopsida, Lamiales, Pedaliaceae. Gene Ontology annotation, molecular function: protein dimerization activity. The record is from RefSeq and is a predicted model, not a curated record.
AUUUAUGAUUGCUGUAUGUGUGCAAGUCUCGGAACGGACGGGCCUCCCAAUAUUAAGCCCGGACCCUACCUUGGAAUUCAAUGAAAAUCUCCACUCUUACAUCUCAAUGCAGCUAUUACUACACAGCAACAUCGUAAUUCGGAAGCAAAAUGAUCGAAUUUGAUCCCCGGAGAAUGCAGGAAGACAGCAGAAUGUCCAGCGAUCAAUGUGAAUUUAUGGACUAUAUGGAUGAGGAAUUGGCUGCAAUACUAGCAGAAGAUUUUCCGGGGAGCCUGUCCCCGGCAGGAAGCGACUCUUCGUCUUCAUCCACUUUGAUCACUGCUCCAGGAACCAUUAACUCCGCCGCCGCCAACUUGUGCACUGAACCACCGAAAGUCCUCGGCCUCGAACAGCCAGCCAAAGAGCGAAAGCCUAACAACUUCAGCAACUUUUCAUCGGUGAAAGAUAUUGAUGGAGCUUCUUCUGCUCCUGUCAUUCUCAAUUUCGGAAAUGCAAAUUCCCCAGAAAAUUGCCGACAGGCGCCGCUGGUGGUCCUGGAUCCUGAUAAAGAGGCAGUGGUAUCAGAAGUUUUCAUAAAUGAAGCUUCCAGGAUAGAAAAACGUGACGGCAAGGGAAAUAAACCACGGCGGCUAAGGCCGCCGUCGCAAACAUAUGAUCAUAUUAUGGCGGAGAGGAAGCGGCGGGAGAAACUGAGCCAACGGUUCCUUGCUUUAUCUUCCAUGGUUCCGGGACUCAAGAAGAUGGACAAGACUUCUGUCCUGGGGGAUACCAUCAAGUACUUAAAAUACCUUCAGGAGAGAGUGAAAACGUUGGAGGACCAAGCCGCAAAGCAGACUGUGGAUUCGGUUGUGUUUGUGAAGAGAUCACGCAUAAUGGAGGACGAGGGAUCUUCCUACGAGAAAAACCGGGAGUCUGACGAGCUAUCAUCACUGCCUGAAAUCGAAGCCCGAGUCUGCGACAGAAGCAUCCUCCUCAAAAUCCUUUGCGAGAAAAGUAAGGAUGUAUUGGUGAAAGUACUUGCAGAGGUCGAGAAGCUUAACUUGGCUGUGGUAAAUACAAGCGUCACGCCGUUCGGGAGCUUGGCUCUUGACAUCACCAUUAUUGCUCAGAUGGACAAAGAAAUGAGGGUGACGGCGAAAGACAUGGUGACAACUCUUCGUUCUGCUCUCCAGUCUGCUGCUAAUUAACUAGAAAAUAUUCAUGCCAUUGUAAAUUUUCAAUCAUCCGUAAUAUCAAUGUAAAAAGUUCUUUCAGUGGUGAUUCUACUUUUCUCUAGUUGCUCGACUAAAGAUUGAGGGUCAAGACCCACAAUUAAGAAUGACAAGGGAGUUGGUCUGGCCCAAGUCUACUGGCAGCCAUCCCUAAUAAAAAACCAGCCUAUGAAAAUCCUGUAAAUAGUACCGGACUUGAUUGUCUGAUUUUGUUUAUAUAAUAUGGUGCUCUGUUGGCCCAAUGCUUGGACCCCGUGAA